This is a messenger RNA of Caenorhabditis auriculariae, 6310 nucleotides long. NCBI's taxonomy places the organism in Eukaryota, Metazoa, Nematoda, Chromadorea, Rhabditida, Rhabditidae. The record is from the annotation of a GenBank genome assembly.
AUGAUUGAAGGUUUUAUAAAGGUAGAAAACACGGAGUCAACCUUCUGACAUUUUAUGCGUAGGGUCCGCAAGCCAUUUCUUCAAAACGAUCCAAAAAAUAUGUUUUUCACACUGUUCGAUAGAGGAGACUGUCCAUUUUCAUAAUCCGUUUAGUUUUUGAAAAAAGGUCCACUAAGAAAAAAGUUAUGGCCAGAAAACUAGCGCGCGCGGCGUACAACUGGAGGCAAAAUCUCACGGUUUACCCGCUGCCGCACGCUUUCUUUUUAAAUGUUUUUGCGCAUUUCUGGACCGCUUUUAAAUCGGUUUUCUGUUCUGAGAGGUUGUCCGGACUGAGCCUCAUGUUUUGGUAUGAAUCUUUUGUACAAUCCUCAUAAGAAUUUUUUUGAUAAAAUAUCAAAAAAACUACUUAGAAAAAAAGGUCAGAAGGAAUUUUUCAGCUUAUUUUUUUCUUUUUUUCUACUCAGAAAAAAAUUAUUAUCAUUCGAUUUAGAAAAAAAGAAAAAAAUGAAAAAAAUAAUGUUAAUUCGAAAUUAAACAGGAAAAAAAGUGCAAUUUGACUCCGAAAAAAACGGCUCCUGCGACAUUUAAAAUGGCGCAUUGGUGUGUUUGACGCAAACACAGCUACGAAUGCUUGCACGAAUUCUUCCAAAAUUUCAAAAAAAGUUGCCAUUUUUUCGAGGUUUUCAAAGCCGUUAUUUUUUUCGCGUCGUUAGAUUUUUUUCAUAAUUUUUUCAUUGAUAGAGUUUUGAACGCUUAAUAACAUAAUCAAAAAUAUAGACGCGAUCCUAUUCUCUCAUGCGUCAACGAGGCAGGCGAAAAAAGGAGGUUUUGGUAAAAUUCAAAUAUAAUUUAAUUCGCUGUCCCAAUAAUUAAUUUCAUUCUAAAUUUUUAUUUUUGAACACAUUGUGAGUUUUUAAAUCAAAUAAAAAGUAUACCAUGUCGCUGAAAUUUUUUCGCAUUUCAGCUUCAAAGUUUGGUGUCACUUUACAAGCUUCGAUUUUUUUUUCGCGUCGUUAGAUUUUUUUAAAUUUUUAUUCAAAAAAUAAAGAAAGUGUUAAUGUAUAACAUACUCAAAAUUCGGAAGCGUUCCUCACUUGGUUUUCAGAAACGCGACGAUUUUGUGAAACUUGUCAGUUUUUUUCGUGUUAAAUCUUACUUUUUCGCUUAUUUUUGAAAAAUACAUAGUUUUAAAAAGAUAUUCAGUCUUGUAGAGCGUUGUCGAUUACAUAGAUUAACAGAAACAGUUCCUUUUUAAAGUGGGCCUUUAGCUAGUAUAAACGCCUCAAAACCGUUUCUGCAACAAAAAAAUCGUCAUUUUGGUGGCAUGAAGGGGCGGGGCUUUGCGCCCCCUAUUUAUGCGCUUCCUAAUUUUCCAGAGUGUUUGUAUAGACGAUUCAAGGCUAGCUUGGGACGCAAAAAAGGCGUGGCCUGUCUGUACUCUCAACUAACCAAGGCACUGUCUCGUCUAUUUUCGUGGCAGGACCCUUUUCUCGAUGGCUCAAGCCAGCCGUGAAUCAGCUAUAUUAAACAGCGAAAAUCUCGCAUUUCGGCGAAAACAAUCAAUAAUCAAUCAAUCGAUUGAAUAGAAUCCGCGACGGCUUCGGCUCCGUUGUUCAAACCGAACUCCGAUUGCCAACUCUACGCGCCUCGGUCUCACCGCCGCGGCGGCCCUUCUGACAUCAAAAUGAGCCAUUCUGACAGCAGUAUCUACGGUAGGAAACAGGAAUCAGAACGAAAAAGAACGGAUUCGAUUUGAGAACACACCGAAUCGACGGCCGGACACUCUGGAAGGGCGGCCGCCGAUGGAACUUGGGGACGGAUUGUCAAGGAGAGGAAACGGCAGAGCAACGCCGGACAGAUUGAGAGUACCAGCAAUGCUUUGAGAAGGUUCGGUGAGAAGGAUAAUUGUCUGACCUGUCUGCUCCCUCCUCUCGCUUAACGAGAGUUAAAAAUGUCUGACUGAUCUGCGCCCUCUUUUUUCUCACCGGCAGUGAAAAAUGCCUGACCGGUCUGCGCCCUCUUUUCCCUCAGCGGCAGUUGAAAAUGUCUGACCGGUCUGCGCCCUCUUUUCCCUCGUCGGUAAUGUCACAGAAGCAUUAAACUUGCCUCAUCUUGAAUUUUUUUUUUUUUGAAAAGUUUCCGGAAGCAUACAGUUCUUUUCGCCUUUUAACUCAUUACCGAUCGAUUUUUUCCGGAAAAAAGCUGUGAUAUUAUGACGUCAUCAAGUUUGAUGCGAACAUUUGAAGCUUAGAAAGCUGGUAAUGAAACUAAUUAUAACCAUUCAUAGAACUUCCAUGCGGAAACUUUAGGCUUUCCUCAGUUGAAACUUUCUUUUUUGAGAAGCUUCGUGUACACAAAGUAUACAGUUAGAUUCCUCAUUGAAUCCUUUAUCGAUCGAAUUAUUUUAGGGAAAAGCUUCGAUGUAAGCUGGAAAGUUAUAUGAAGUCGUCGUUUUUGACCGGAAAAACUUGAAGAUUAAGGGCUAAUAAGUAAACUAAUUUUAGUCAGUUCAUAAUCAGUUAACGAAAUUAACAAAGUUUCGAAUCUGGAAAGUUGGAAGAAUGCGAUUUUUUUAUUUUAAAAAAAUAAGUUAAAAAUUAUGGUUUUUGACGGGAGGCUUUAAUUUUUUUGAUCAUUGUUCGGUCUCAAUUUUUUUCAGUACUUGAGACCUUUCUUUUGAAGAGACAAGUUUAUUGUUCCUUUCUGACGAACGGCCCUUAGUUUUCCUUUUUUUUAAAAACCAAUUUUUCAGUUGUCGGAACCUCCUUUGCGCGACGGGAUUCGCUGGAGGAUCUCUAAUCGCAGAAGUUCUUCUCCUGAAUUCCAGAAUCCUUGGAGCAACGAACUCAGCCAUCGUCAAUUCCUUUGGAGAAUGCCAAACUCCUCUGUGAGAUCUUCCAGAUGUGGUUUUUCAACUUGAAGCAAGUUUCCAGAGACCAGUACAAGGAGCUCAAGGUGAUGAACAACUAUUUCGGAAUAGGCCUCGACGCGAAAAUCGCCCUGGAGUUUCACAAUAAACGGGAGGAGUCGGAGAAGGUUGGUAUAGACGAUUUUUCAGUUUCAGAUCUUGUUUUCUUGAUAAGAAUCCAUUUCUAUCAUCGUUAGUGAUUACACAUAAACUUGCUGGAAAAAAAUGAGAGCGGUUUUGACCUGAAAUUUAAUUCGAAAAAUAGUGUCUAUUUUUUUUCAAGUUCUGAAAUUUUUUUAAAAGGUGUUUGCGACUACGUGUUGCGUUAAAUUCCUUAAGGAUUUGAUAUUUAAAUUCUUUUUAUUUUGAAAAAGUUUUAGUUUUAUUUCAUAGAAAAAAAGGAUUUCUGAAUUUUUUUAAAAAAAGCACUUCGCUUCAAAAAAACUUCACUUCAGCUUGUAUAAAGUGUUUUCACAUAAAAAUCUAGUCGGAAAAACUACAAUUUUUUUGAGAUUUUGACUUGAAACUUGGUUGAAAAAAUUAUAAUGGCUUUUUUUCGAGAUUUUGUGACUACAUAUUGUGUUAGAGCGCGUAAGGGUUUUAUAUCAAAAGUUCUUUAUUUUUUUAAAAAUUUUGUUUUUUUCAUAAAAAAGAGCUUUUUAACCGAUAUUAGAAACCAUUUUUUUCUUAGAUACUCCAUUUCAGGAUGAAUAAAGGGGUUUUGACCGGAAAUUUACAGGUAAAACUAGAUUUUUUUGGAGAUUUUUUCCUGAAAUUCAGACGAAAAGGUAAAUUUUUGGAGAUUUUGACCUGAAUUUAGUCGGAAAAACUAGUUUUUGAAAGUUUUAACCGGAAAUUUACAAGGAAAACUCAAUUUUUGUUGAUUUCAACCUGAAAUUCAGUCGAAAAUCUACAAUUUUUUCUUUGAUUUUGACAUUUUUUUCAGACGAGAAGCAGAUCGAAGCUUUUCAUGUGGUAUGGGAUGCUUGGCGGGAAGGAGCUCAUGCACAGAACCUACCGAAAUUUGGACCAAAGGAUUCGAUUGGAAUGCGACGGAGUUCCAAUCGAUUUGCCUUCCUUGCAAGGUGAGCGAAAAAAUUUGGUUGAAACUAUUAGAAAAAAAAUUUAGUUCGAAGUUCUUAUGAAUUUAUAAGAAGCAUUUCCGUGCAAAAAAAAAUAAUAGAUUGGCGUUUCUUAAUGAAAAACAUCAACAAGGGGCUAAGUAAUUAAAAGAGCCUAAACCCCUCUAGGGGCCACUUAGAUUUUAUCCCUACAGGGAGCCCUAUACUGAUCGAUCAAUUUUUUAUUUUCAUUGAAAGUCCUAACAAAAAAUAAUAGAAAGACCGUAAAUUCUUAAAGAGGCCUCUGUAGGGACGACUUAGGGGCCUUAGGGUUCAGUCCCUAAACCCCUCUAGUGGCCACUUAAAUUUUAUCCCUUCAGGGAGCCCUCUUUCGUCCCUUAUAAGGGCUGUUUUUCCCUAACCCCUAUAGAUGACCAUUCUGACGUUCUUGAGAAAGAUUUUUUUGAAAUUCUUACACCUUCCGCCAAGUAAUCAGAAUAGCCCGAACCCCUUUUGGGGACACUUAGAUUUUAUCCCUUCAGGGAGCCCUAUUUCGUCCCCUACAAUGGCUGUUUCUCCCUAACCCCUAUAGGGACCAUUCUGACGUUCUUGAGAAAGAUUUUUUUUGAAAUUCCUCCGCCUUCCCCGGAAUUCUCAAUUUCCUCUCUUUUUUAGUUCCCGAAAAAAAGGCUUUCUAAUAAAAAAUAAUUAAAAGACCCUAAACCCCUCCAUGGGUCACUUAAAUUUCAUCCCUUCAGGGAGCCCUAUUUCGUCCCUUAUAAGGGCUGUUUGAACACGUUUCAUCUUUCAAAAUGAUUUCCAGGAAUUGUCAUUCUCAAUAUCCCUUCCUAUUCUGGCGGAGCCAACUUCUGGGGAAACGCCAAAGACGACACGUUCACUGUCCAGAGCUUUGAUGAUCGCGUUCUGGAGGUAGUUUUGAAGUUCUACAGGACUUCAAACCCUGAAAAGACUCCAAAGAAACUUCGAAUUCAGGUGGUAGCUCUGUUCGGAGUUAUCCACGUGGCCACCAGCCGUGUUCCCAACGUUGUUCGACUCCAGAACCACCGCAUCGCCCAGUGUCGCCAUGUUAGAAUAGUCAUCCUCGGCGAUGAAUCGAUACCUGUUCAGGUUUCUUAGCUUUUUAUGAUAGUUCUGCUUAUUGAAAUUGGCUCAUUUGAUUUAUUGAUUGAUUGAUUGAUUGAUUGAUUGAUUGAUUGAUUGAUUGAUUGAUUGAUUGAUUGAUUGAUUGAUUGAUUGAUUGAUUGAUUGAUUGAUUGAUUGAUUGAUUGAUUGAUUGAUUGAUUGAUUCAGGUGGACGGAGAACCGUGGCUUCAACCGCCCGGUAUCAUGCAAAUCGUCCACAAAAAAAUCGGGCUCAAUUAUUGGUUCGAAAUCCGGUUGGUUUUCAAGAUUCUAUGCAGAAAAAUCGUUACAUUUUAACUUAUUGAUUGAAUUUUAGAGAAGAUUCUUUAGUGGUUUAAAAUAACAGUGUUUAUUGCAGAAAUAAGCCGAAAAAUGGCGAAACUUUGGAUUUUUGGAAAUUGAGAUUGAUAACUUGUAUGGUAGGAGUCUUAGAAACUCAUGCUUCACCUUAUUUUUCCAAUUUUUGAGUGAAUUUCUCAGAAAAAUAACCCAAAAAACGGUUUCUAGUUUGUUAUAACUAAAAAAGGGAGCUGGACCCCUUCGAUGUUUCUAAGAGAACAUAGGUCUGAUAAAUUUGAAUGAAGUACAGAAAAAAAAAAGUACCCCCCCCCUCUCUUUUUGAUUUUUUCUGUUUCACAGCCCGUUGGAAUAUGGAACCUAUUUCAAUUUGACAGUUUUCCAACUUUCUAUACUGUCGAGUUCGAAUAGACAGCGGCGGAUUAUUGAGAAUCCAGAGAAAGAGAGAUACUUGAUUUCUCUGUCGUCUCUUCAGAAAGCCGUUGAUCUCGCUUUUCAUCUUUCAUCAAUACCAAAAAACCUUUUCAUUUCAUCAAAAACUUUAUAACAGAAAGAACAACAGUUCAUUAUCACAUUUAUCACAAACUCGUAUUAAAUUGACUAUUUACAGGUUUUCGACGCCACUCUGAAAAAGUGGGAGGAGCAGAAGGAGCGGACGACGACGGCGCCAUCGACGCCGACCGCCCUGUCGGCCCAGGAGGACGUCUCCUUCAGAAGACGUGCUUCUGAAUUCGUGCGGCUUGUAGAGUCGGAGAUCGCCCAACUCGGCGUCUCCUCGGCUUUUCUAGAAGCUCUAGACGCGGCCUCGACAGCUCUCCGUGGCAACGGAUCAGCCGAUGAGGAUGAAGUGGUUGGUUUGACUUUCAAGUUGUUACUUAAGGGGUGGGAGAAGGUAGACUGA